AUGUUUCUGUCCUGCCUAUUGACGGCUCUUUGCGUGAAGUCGGUUCUUGCGGCCCCGGCUGCACGUAAUGUUUCUGAUCCGGCCUUGUCUCAAUUCUAUGAUCUACUAGCCGAAGCGUCUUCCAAGCAAGCAGCCCUCCUUGCAUCGACCAAUAGCUCGACCUGCAACAGCGAAAACAUUGUUGUGCGCAAGCCAUGGGGCUCUAUCAAUGAAGCAGAACGGAAAGCUUAUACAGACGCUGUAUUAUGCUUACAAAGCUUGCCUGCCAAUACGCCCAGCGACCUGGUACCUGGAGCCAAAACACGAUACGACGACUUUGUUGCUGUACACCUUAACAAAACGCUUACAAUUCACUGGACGGGAAAUUUUCUCUCGUGGCACCGUUGGUUUAUCUACACUUACGAGCAAGCUCUGCGAAAUGAAUGUGGUUACAAAGGCAGUCAACCCUACUGGAAUUGGGGUCUAUAUGCGAAUGAUCCCGCUUCGUCGCCGAUUUUCGAUGGGGGAGAGUACAGUAUGGGUGGCAACGGGGAGUACAUUGCGGGCAGGGGAGACCUCGUCCUCAACCCUGACGAAAACACAACCGUCCGUAUCCCCGCUGGGACUGGUGGCGGCUGCGUAAAAUCAGGGCCAUUCAAAGACAUGGUUGUCAAUCUCGGCCCCGUCGCCCUGCCGAUCAAUAACGGCUCAACCAUCGGGGCCCCGAAUGGAGGCUUGGACUGGAACCCGCGUUGUCUCGCACGGGACGUCACGACUGAGCCCAACCUGCGCUAUGCCAACAGCACGUCCAUAAUUCACCUUCUCACGACGCCGAAGGACAUUGCCAGCUUCCAAGAAACCAUGCAGGGCCCCAUUGGCUCAGGCGACCUUGGCGUUCACGGCGGCGGACAUUAUACAAUCGGGGGCAACCCAGCCGACGACGUCUAUAUUUCCCCGGGAGAUCCAGUUUUCUUCCUGCAUCACGGAAUGAUUGACCUGACGUGGUGGCUGUGGCAGUCAUUGGACUUCAAGAACCGCCAAUACAUGAUCUCCGGCACGCGCACGUUCAUGAACUCGCCAGCUACUAGCAAUGCCACACUGGAUGAUGUCGUCGAUCUCGGGUGCGCAGGUGGUUAUCCGAUCACCAUCCGAGAGCUGACGAGCACCGUUGGUGGCCCAUUUUGCUAUAGAUACGAAGCAUAG
Molecule: messenger RNA, 1182 nt
Organism: Neoarthrinium moseri
Lineage: Eukaryota; Fungi; Ascomycota; Sordariomycetes; Amphisphaeriales; Apiosporaceae
Exons: 4
Coding region: 1-1182 (393 amino acids)
Molecular function (GO): oxidoreductase activity
Source: RefSeq, a predicted model, not a curated record